GGUUUGGUUCCACGGUUAUAGCUGAGUUGUUUAGUUUGUGGAUCCAGUUUCAACCAUGGAGAAAGCUAAAACUCACAUUAACAUGGUGAUUAUCGGCCAUGUGGACAGUGGUAAGUCGACCACCACCGGACACCUCAUCUACAAAUGUGGUGGAGUUGACCAGAGACGACUGGAGAAGUUUGAGAAAGUUGCAGAAGAGAUGGGGAAAGGCUCCUUCAAGUUCGCCUGGAUUUUUGACAAGCUGAAAGCUGAGCGUGAACGUGGAAUCAGCAUCGACGUCUCCAUGCAGAAGUUUGACACACAGAAAUACACCAUCACUAUAAUUGAUGCCCCAGGCCACCGCGACUUUAUUAAAAACAUGCUAACAGGGACAUCACAGGCUGAUGUUGCCCUCCUGGUGGUCUCCGCGGCGAAAGGCGAGUACGAGGCCGGCGUAUCCAGAAGUGGUCAGACCAGAGAGCACGCCUUACUGGCUUACACGCUCGGUGUCAAGCAAAUUCUAGUCUGCGUGAACAAGAUGGACCUGACCGAACCACCCUACAGCCACGCACGCUUUAAAGAAGUGGUGCGAGGUGUGAGCGGCUUCCUCAAGAAGAUCGGUUACGACCCCGACGCGGUGCCGUUUGUCCCGGUUUCUGGCUGGCUCGGAGAGAACAUGGUCUCUGCGUCUGAGAAGAUGCCAUGGUUCAAAGGCUGGAGGGUCAGACAAAAGAAAGUUGUUGUACGUGGAAACACUUUACUUGAGGUCCUGGACACUGUCGUUCCCCCGCCCGUGCGCAUAUCAAACAAGCCUCUACGAUUACCUCUGCAGGAUGUCUACAAAAUUGGAGGAGUUGGGACUGUACCAGUGGGCAAGAUUGAAAGCGGUUUCCUCCAGCCUGGCAUGGUCCUGAUGUUCUCUCCUCCCAAGGUCACUGCUGAGGUGAAGUCUAUUGAGAUGCACCAUCAGGGGCUGCAGAGAGCUCUGCCAGGAUACAACGUAGGCUUCAACGUUAAGAAUGUGAAUGUCAAGAACCUGCGGCGUGGAGAUGUGGCUGGAAAUGCCCACCAGGACCCUCCAUCUGUUGUCAGCAGCUUUGAGGCUCAGGUGAUCAUCCUGAACCAUCCAGGGAGAAUCAGAGCCGGCUACUCUCCUGUUGUGGACUGCCACACUGCCCAUGUCACCUGCUGUUUUGCAGAGCUGAAGGAGAAGCUUGACCGCCGCACAGGUCAGAAGCUGGAGGACCAGCCACAGGCAUUGGUGUCUGGAGAUGCUGCUACAAUAAAGCUGGUUCCCAUUAAGCCAAUGUGUGUGGAGAGCUUCUAUACAUACCCGUCCUUAGGUCGCUUUGCAGCCAGAGACAUGAAGCAGACUGUUGCUGUCGGCAUCAUUAAGUCGGUGGAGAGGGGGCGGGAGAGGGAGAAAAGGGUGAAGGAGAAGGGGUCCACAUUGCAACCUAAAGACAAAGUGUCUAAAUGAGCUUUUGGUGACUGUUUUGUUAUUGCUGCUUUGAACACUUGAUUUAAGAUGCCAUUUGUGUUGAUACAAAGUACUUAGUUUGUUGUGUAGUAUUCCUGAGUUGAUAUUGAAUCAAAAAGCAGAAUUGGGUGUUAUGUGAAGCUGUAAAAUAAAGAGUUGCAUGCAGAA
Messenger RNA from Monopterus albus (swamp eel), 1627 nucleotides. RefSeq names its product eukaryotic translation elongation factor 1 alpha 1, like 3 (gene eef1a1l3). Gene Ontology annotation, molecular function: GTP binding; GTPase activity; translation elongation factor activity. Gene Ontology annotation, biological process: translational elongation. The record is from RefSeq and is a predicted model, not a curated record. Lineage: Eukaryota; Metazoa; Chordata; Actinopteri; Synbranchiformes; Synbranchidae. The transcript has 7 exons. The coding region runs from base 56 to 1459 and encodes 467 amino acids.